Messenger RNA from Striga hermonthica, 405 nucleotides. Lineage: Eukaryota; Viridiplantae; Streptophyta; Magnoliopsida; Lamiales; Orobanchaceae. The record is from the annotation of a GenBank genome assembly.
AUGCAACAAGCGCUUCCAUCUACAGAUGGGGCCGGCGAAUAUCCGCCGGAAAACAGCGUCUCCGGCAACCACGGCGGGAAGAAGGUGAGGGAUCUUGUGGCGGAGAACGCGGUGGUGGUUUUUGCCAGGGAGGGCUGCUGCAUGUGCCACGUGGUCAAGCUUCUGCUCCACGGGCACGGCGUGAGCCCCGCGAUUCGUCUUUUCAGCGAGGGGGACGAGGCCGACGUGAAGAGGGAGCUGUCGCAGUUCCUCUGGCGAAGUGGAGGCGGCGGGGCGCCGCCGCCGCAGUUUCCGGCGGUGUUUGUGGGCGGGGAGCUGUUCGGAGGAGUGGACCAGAUCAUGGGGGCCCACAUCUCCGGCGAGCUGGUGCCCAGGUUGAGAGCGGCUAGGGCUUUGUGGCUUUAG